AUGACAUUUUCUACAGUAUUUAUCAAUACACCACCUCCAUAUUUGUCACUAGCAUCUGAUGAAGUCUUGCCAGUUGUUAUGACAAUUGCAGGUUCUGAUUCAAGUGGUGGUGCUGGUGUUGAAGCUGAUAUUAAAACAAUUUCUGCUCAUAGAUGUUAUGCGAUGAGUUGUAUCACUGCUUUAACAAUUCAAACACCAGCAAAUGUUUAUGGUGUCCAUACAACUCCAAAGGAUGUAGUCUCUCAAAUUCUAGAUGUCAAUUUAAAUGAUAUGAAAUGUAAUGUUAUUAAAACCGGUAUGCUAACUGAGGACGCCAUUCAAGCUUUAUCAAAAAAAUUAAAGGAAUUAGGUGCCAACAGACCAAAAUUAGUUGUUGAUCCUGUUUUAGUUGCAACUUCUGGUGCUCCUUUGGCUGAUGAAAAAUUGGUUAAAUUGAUGAAGGAAGAAUUAACCCAUUUGGCUGAUUUAUUAACACCAAAUAUUCCAGAAUGUUAUAAAUUAAUUGGACAUAAAGUUGAAUUGAAAAGUCUACAAGAUAUUUUAGAUUUGGCAAAGGAAGUUAGUGAAUCCACUAACUGUCCAAAUAUUUUAGUUAAAGGUGGUCAUGCUCCAUGGAACAAUGAAUCUUCUUCGUUUAUUACUGAUGUCUUGUAUUUGGCAAAUGAACAAAAAUUUAUCGUGUAUAAGGGCCAUUAUAUUAAAACUAAUAAUACUCAUGGUACUGGUUGUACAUUGGCAUCUGCGAUUGCAUCAAACUUAGCACGUGAUUAUUCUCUACCUCAAUCUAUUUAUGGUGCAGUUGAAUAUGUUCAAAAUGCUGUAACUAUUGGCUGUACUGUCACUAAAAAACAUGUCACUUCAAAUGGUCCAAUAAAUCAUUUAUAUGCUGUUGAAAUUCCAUUGGAAAAAAUGGUAUGUGAUGAAUGUUUCGAUGCCCAUGAAGUUGUUAAUCAUAUUCCAAAUGAGCCUUCUCCAGUAGCAAACGACUUCUUUACAUAUUUGAUUACGCAUCCAGCUGUCGCUCCCCAUUGGAAUUCUUAUGUUAACCAUGAUUUUGUUAAACAAGUUGCCCAAGGUACUAUUGCUCCAAAGAAAUUUCAAUUCUUCAUUGAACAAGAUUACUCUUAUUUGGUAGAUUACGGUAAGGUUUACUGUAUUGCCGCCAGUAAGGCUCCUAACUUAGAUGAAGUUGAAAAGGCCUUAGCUAUUGUUGGUAAUAUCAGAAGAGAAAUGGGUGAACAUGAAAACAGAUUAAAAGAAGUAUUUGGAGUUAAAGACAAUUCCUACUUUGAAAAUAUUCAAAAGGGUCCUGCUUUGAAAAAUUAUUCAAGAUACUUCUCUGAUGUUGCAAAAAGAGGUAACUGGCAAGAUUUGGUUACAUCUUUAUCACCAUGUUUAAUGGGUUAUGGACAAGCUCUAAUUAAUCAUAAAGAUUAUGUAGUAAAAAAUGAAGGUAAUGUUUAUUACGAAUGGUGUCAAGUUUACAGUUCUACUUGGUACCAUGAAGGUAUGGAAAAGGGUAAACAAUUGUUGAAUCAAAUAGCUUCUACCUAUCCAAAGGAAAACAUUGAAGUUUUAGUUAACAUUUAUGCGCAGGUCUGUGAACUUGAAACUAAGUUCUGGGAUGCUGCUUUAGAGUUUGAAGGUUAA
This is a messenger RNA of Vanderwaltozyma polyspora DSM 70294, 1650 nucleotides long. It is a transcript of the gene THI20, whose product is annotated as trifunctional hydroxymethylpyrimidine kinase/phosphomethylpyrimidine kinase/thiaminase. Gene Ontology annotation, molecular function: hydroxymethylpyrimidine kinase activity; phosphomethylpyrimidine kinase activity; thiaminase activity. The record is from RefSeq and is a predicted model, not a curated record. Lineage: Eukaryota; Fungi; Ascomycota; Saccharomycetes; Saccharomycetales; Saccharomycetaceae. The transcript has a single exon. Gene Ontology annotation, biological process: thiamine biosynthetic process. Gene Ontology annotation, cellular component: cytosol. Bases 1 to 1650 code for a protein of 549 amino acids.